This is a messenger RNA of Botrytis sinoallii, 693 nucleotides long. RefSeq lists its product as uncharacterized. The coding region runs from base 1 to 693 and encodes 230 amino acids. The record is from RefSeq and is a predicted model, not a curated record. The transcript has 4 exons. NCBI's taxonomy places the organism in Eukaryota, Fungi, Ascomycota, Leotiomycetes, Helotiales, Sclerotiniaceae.
AUGGAACUCACUGCAAUCACAUCGGUCCCCUCGACAUCCACGCAAACUUCGACCAGCUCAUUGAUAACAGCGCCCCCUUCACUGUUCAACCGGGCAGCUCUCGCAGAACCCCAGGCCGGGUUUGACUGCAAUUCACAGAUCGAUCAGUUCAAAUCUCAAGCUUCACAGCAGAAUUCUCAACAGCUAUCCCAAGCAACACAACAGUUUUCGCAACAGGUUUCGCAGAUAUCACAGAAAGCUUCGCAAUCUGUUAGUCAAGCUCUCGCUGCCCAAACCUCUGCUCAGAUCGCACAAUCUUCAGCACAGGCUGCACGAUCGUCGGCUCAAGCCGCUGCCGAUUUAGCCAAUUCUUCUUUAUCUUCAAUUAAAUAUCAGCAUCAUCAGCAGCGCUUCUGCAGUUGUAUCUUCGGCUCUUUAUCAGCCAGCUCUUCUGUUUCCGUGGCAAUUUCUUCAGCGGAUGCUUCUGCUAGUGCCGCCAGGGCUACUGCCACAUUUGCGAUUGCACAGGCUCAAGCUACAAUCUCAUUAACCAAUUCACAAGCUUCAGCAUCAGUACGAUCAUCACAAGUCCAAGCCAUCACAGCAACCCAGGCUGCAAUCGCAAUUGUGGGCUCCAUAAUCGGCUCCUCGCUUUAUCCAUCCUCUUGUAUUUCCUCCUAUCUAGAUAUAGAAAACGCAAACAGAACGAAAUAG